Molecule: messenger RNA, 4401 nt
Organism: Plenodomus lingam JN3
Lineage: Eukaryota; Fungi; Ascomycota; Dothideomycetes; Pleosporales; Leptosphaeriaceae
Source: RefSeq, a predicted model, not a curated record
AUGUCAAAUUCAAUGUAUAGAAGGCCGUCAGACUUGCCUGCCACCACUCGACCCCCCUCUUAUACCACAGACAUACCUCUCAACAGAUCUUCUAAGCCAGACACAUUUCGUAAUGCUGGUCAGCAUCGCGGUUCAGUAUCUGCAAACACGCCUAGGGAGUCACCGAAGUCGCCAUACAAAUCUACGCAAACAUUUUCAAGAGACAACUCAGAAAGUGAACCCAAGGACAACCCUCACAAAUUUUGCGAGAACUGUGAUCUUCACAAGGAACCAAUAUGGAAUUGUUCAUAUUGUGAUAUGAACUUCUGCGACGACUGUUGGGGUAAGCAAGGUCCACAUAAGCGAGGCCGUACGGGUCCAGAUGGACUGCCACACGAGAAAGCCGAUCCAGCAAUUGUUCGCCGAUUAAAGGAGAUCCUGACGCCACCAAAGGACCACGGCGAACAACAAACGCUACAUGUUGAAGAUGAGGAUACGACCUGGUUCGGUCUCUCUCGCGACUAUCUGGACCGACCUGUGUUCCAGGAUUACGACCGGUACUCCACAAUAAUGACCGACAGUAACACUGGCGAGUACAAGUUUCGAUAUCCGCAACUGGUAUCAUUUAUUGGGCAAACAGGUGCUGGAAAGAGCACCAUCAUCAAAAUGCUUAUUGAUCAGCAACAACGGCAAUAUCACCCAGGUGAUUGUAUCCUGCCUUCUCCGGUCGCCGGAUCUUUGGCUAAUGGCAGCGUUCCCACUUCCGGUGACGUACACCUUUAUAGUGACCCAAAGUCGUACGCUGCCCAAUAUCCAAUGCUCUAUGCCGACUGUGAGGGUUUGGAAGGCGGCGAGGCCCUUCCAAUGGGAGCACAGUAUCGUCACCAUGCCUCAAAUCAGAGCAGAGAGAAAGGGAAAGAUCACCAUUCAUCCAAGGACCGUGGCAAGCGUAGGAAGAUGUCCAAAGGGCUGCGCUGUACCCAACGGGAUAUCAAAUGGGCCAAUUCACCAGACAAACAAAAGAGGCAGUAUGCCGUUGAAGAAUUGUAUCCGCGAUUGUUGUAUACAUUCUCAGAUGUCAUCGUGUUCGUCCUCCGCAAUCCCAAAGUAUUCGAGUCGACUGUCCUAGCAUUACUGAUUAAUUGGGCGUCCUCUUCUCUCGAGAAGUCGCUCAAUCAGCCUACACUGCCGCAUGCCGUCAUUGCCCUCAACGCCACUGAGACUAAAGUCGAUCAACAGGAGUGGGACUCUGAAUUUGUCACCAAUAUGCUGAUGACCAGCGUCGCAGGUGCUGUGGACAGAGAUCCCACAUAUCGUGCUCUGAGAGACGAAUGGGUCAGUCGUGGUAAACGUAUUCGAACAAUGAAGGAUCUUCUCGAGUGUUAUUAUUCCUCAAUCACUGUUGUGCGGAUACCAGGAGAUGGCCGAUACAUGAUGAUUGACGACCAGAUUAAGAAGCUUCACGACGUCAUCACCAAGCGCUGCAAUGAGUCUUUCAAUGCCAAGCGUCGCUCUCGUAUGCUUUCGAAUUCGGAAACUCUUAAAGUCUACCUAGAGUGUGCUUUUGAUCACUUUGCCCAGGAUUUGCACACACCCUUUGAUUUCAUGGAUGUCUCGUUCAAAAUCAAUCCUAUACCCUUGGACUUCGGAGGUAAUAUUCUGAAACUGGCUGUUGCUCUCAAAGACCGAUUCGAAGAUCCCAGAAGGAUCUUCAAGGAAUUGAGCUUCAUGGUCUCAUCAUGCAUACUCCUUGACAUUGUUCGCCAAAGCUUGCGAGGUCCUGCAGAUCAACUACUAGAAAAGCAGUAUCUGUAUCACUGUGAUAGCGCUCUUGAGGACUUCUGUGCUAUAUUCUGGCCUUGCACGUUCCACAACAAACGUGGCGAGCGAUGUGUGAACGUCAAGGAGCGUCACACCAAGGGACAUCAGAACAGGCGCGGGAACAUUAUAGGGACCGGACCCUACGAAGCGAAAUUUACGUUUGAUGAUUUCGCAGAGGAGUGGCUUCAGUACCUCCGCCAGUCUGUGCUCGAGAUUGAGAAAGGCCUCAAUUCGGAGGUGGUCACAUCUCAAUCCACUGACAUCGUAAUCAUGACGAAGAUCCACCAGGUCAACGUGAACAGCUUCUACCAUCGUGUCGGUGGUGCCCAACGAUUCGUCAGCCACUGUACCUGCUUUUGCUGCUUGAGGGAGUUAGCCGAGCAUCCUCUACCUUGUGGUCAUGUGCUCUGCACUCCCUGCAUCCAUGGCUAUGGCAAACCUCAUAACGAGUUGCCAGGAUCUUAUACAGUAGCUUCAUGUCCGCUUCAUGAUUUUGAUGCGGUAUUUCGGGUACCUUCAGAAAUUAUCUUCAAGCCACAGCUUGCGGGCGUACGUGUUCUAGCUCUGGAUGGUGGCGGCAUGCGCGGCAUUGUUAUUCUUGAAGUUCUCCGAAAGAUACAAUAUGAACUGGGCAAUCGCAUCCCCAUACAGGAGUUCUUCGAUUUAAUAGUGGGAACAAGUACUGGGGGUAUCCUAGCUCUUGGACUGGGUAUCAAGAAUUGGACUGUGGACUACUGUAUCAAGGUGUUCCUACGACUUGUAGAGAAAGCCUUCACCCGGAAAUUCGCAGGUGGGAUAGCUUUCGGUACUACCAAGUAUCGUACACGGCCUUUGGAGGAAGCUUUGACCGAGGUAUUUCAAGAUGAUCCGCUAUUUGGAGGAGUUCCUGAUACGCUCAUCGGGAGCACCCGGAAAGUAGCAGUUACUGCUGCGACAGAGACUGCUGAGCAAGCCGUGAUUUUCACGAACUACAAUAGAGCAGAUGAUGAGCAGAUCGGGGCACGAGCUACUUCUGCUGCACCGACCUAUUUUAAGCCUUUCAAAAACUCACGCACACACGAGGGCUUUCUAGAUGGAGCGGUCUUUCACAACAAUCCUGUGAGGAUAGCCAACUAUGAAAGCAAACUUCUUUGGCCGGAUGCCGAAGAACAUCAUCCUGACAUUUUGCUCUCGAUUGGCACAGGUCACAAUGGUGUACAGUCAGAUGGUGAUCAAGACGCUACACUGUAUGACCGCCGACACUUGCAUCUGCGGAAGGUCUUCAAUCAAGUAAAGCCAAACAUCAGCGAGAAGCCCUCGUUCCCUGGGCUGAGGGCCCUCAACGAGAUAGAAUCUUUAGUUAGCAUGUUCAAGAAGCGUGCCGAAAGCGUUCUCAAUGCCGAACUUACAUGGAGAGAGUUCCGAAAAGAUGUUGUUGGGACGUCUUCCCCAAUCGCAGCCGAGAGAUACAUUCGGCUUAAUCCAAGGACGCAGAAUCGCACACCAAAGAUGGAUGACAAGGCUCAGAUCCAGUCUCUUCAUGACGAGAUCAAGUCAGGCAUGAAUACGCACGGCAUGCGGAUCAAAAUCGAGGGGAUUGCACAUCGACUCGUUGCCAGCUCCUUCUACUUUGAGAAGCAAGGCGCUUCACGGGAGGCUGGGGAUCUUAUUACGAUACAGGGCACUGUGCAAUGCAGAUUUGGGUCUGGAUCUGAUAAUUUGCGCAAUUUGGGGGACUACAUACGCAAGCACCAGCGACCAAACUUUCAGCCCUUCUUCCAUGUAAAGGAGGUCAAGCACGAAGAGAGUGCUCAGGACAUUUACAUCACCGCUCGCGUUGUUCACGAGAUGACUGACCGAGGGUUGUUUCAUCUUGAAUCUAUCGUCAUCCCGGUGACUUCAGAGUCAUCACUGUUGUCUAUAGAUCUCCAUCUUACUGACGACCGGAUGAAGCCACACGUACGUCCCGGGUUUCCGAUCAGUGGAUUUCCAAGGAGCUUAGCGGAUGGCGAGCCACUGAAGAAAGCUACCUCACCUCCGUCACCAAAUCCCGAACGGCCCAAAAUGUCAAUCAAGCGUCAAUCGCUGCGUGAAAAGCGUCAUGCACACAACCGAGUCUCCCUCGAAAGACCCGCAAGCGACAGCAAUAUCACUUAUACAUGGCGUAACAACAUGGGCUCGGCACCAAACAACGCCAUUGGCCAUCCCUUCCCAGAAACACCCGACGAAACCCCCGACUGGGUCCGCCGUCGAUGCGAGACGAGCCGUCGCCCGCCCAAGCCCGUGCAACAAGAGGAGCACUACAUGCCACAGCCCUUGCCACAGCCCAUGCCCAUGCCCAUGCCCAUGCCCAUACUCGCACCCGUAUUCCAUGAACUUGAUGCCGGGCCUGCCAUGCCACUCAAGCCAGAAGACGAGCAAGUCGCUCGCGUCUUUGAAACGAGACAGGUAGAUCCUAGAUCCUCAAUACCGCGAGUCGUGAGGGAUGAACAUGGCCUAGACGGCGGCCGAACAGCUGAGCGUGAUGGUCAUGAUGCUUUUGCGCCGCUCAGGAGGACGGAUACUGGGACGGACGAGGAGGAAUUGGCAAAGGCGUUGGAAUUGUCGCUGCACAUUCACUGA